This is a messenger RNA of Saprolegnia diclina VS20, 1402 nucleotides long. RefSeq lists its product as hypothetical. NCBI's taxonomy places the organism in Eukaryota, Oomycota, Saprolegniomycetes, Saprolegniales, Saprolegniaceae. The transcript has a single exon. The coding region runs from base 86 to 1366 and encodes 426 amino acids. The record is from RefSeq and is a predicted model, not a curated record.
GCCGCGCGGUCGCCAGCGUAGUAUUUUGGGAAGGGGACCGCGGCCAGCAAGCAACUCGACGCAGAAACGUGGCGAGAGCGAUAGAAUGGUGUCGACCAAGUGCCGCAUCGUCGACUGCCCGCGCUUCAGCCAAGGCGGCGGUCUCUGCAUCGGGCACGGAGGCGGCCGCGUGUGCAAGUUCGACGGCUGCGAAGCCAGCGCGCAAGCGCAAGGCUUCUGCUCCAAGCACGGUGGCAAGAAGCUCUGCAAGGAACCGGGCUGUCCCAACAAACGUGUUUUCCGCGGCUGCUGCAAGGCGCACGGCGGGAGCCGUACCUGUACACAUCCAGGAUGUACCAACAAGGACGUCGGCCGCGGCUUCUGCGUCUCGCACGGCGGCGGCACGAAGUGCGCGAUGGCCGGCUGCGACAAGGUCGAGCGCGGUGGCGGCUAUUGCAAAGCCCACGGCGGUGGGAAGCGCUGCUCGAGAGAAGAGUGCAAUGCGUGGGCGCCGCAUGGCGGCUUGUGCCCGACACACAAGUACGAGCCGCCGCCACCCCCCGCGCCGACGCCCGAGCCGCUCCGGUUUCUCUGCCAAUACAACAAGUGUCCAAAGAUCGACCUCGGAAAUGGCUUUUGCAAGGAGCACGGCGGGAAGCGCCAGUGCAUGCGCGAAGGCUGCAACAAGGCACAACAAUCGAAAAAACUCUGUCGCGAACACGGCGGCAGUCGCCUCUGCACGGUGGACGGAUGCACGAAGACGGCGCAGUACCUCCAGCUCUGCAAGGGCCACGGCGGCAAGCGCAAGUGCACCAUCGAGGGCUGUGAGAACGCUGUGAAAACGGCCGGGCAUUGCAUUCGCCACGGUGGCGGCACCAAAUGCCACACGGACGGCUGCAAGGGCGUCGACCGAGGCGGCGGCCACUGCAAAGCCCACGGCGGUGGCAAGAAGUGUGGCAACACCGAGUGCCGCAAGUGGGUGCUCGGGGGUGGCUUCUGUCCGGACCACGUCCCGGGAGUGGCUCCGUCGCCGGUGCCGGCGCGCCACAUCAAAGUACCCACCAAGCACAUUUCCAAGUCGCAGCGCCCGCACUUGCCUCCACAACAGCAGCAGCAGCACACCCUGCUCUCUACUCACGACGUCGAGCCGUACUCUCACCACCAUGCAGCCAUGUACAAUCCGCACCACCACCACACACAAGCCCCCUCGUAUCCCCAGCCGCGACCGCAGCAGCUACCCCGUCACCACCACCAUACGCACAUCGCGGCGCCGCCCUUGCACGCCGAGGUGAUGACGUAUUCGAUGCACUCGUACGCGCCGAGCUACCCACCACCGAUGCAGCAGCUCGCAUACCAGACGUACCUCGACAACCUGCACAUAAUCUAGUAGUCGUAAUGUCAGCGUCUGUGUUGUCUCUUCUAC